AUCUGCAAUGAAACGAAUAACACUGCUUUCAUCCAUCUCGAAAGUCUCAACUGUUCCUUCAAACCUUCAACCACUACACAGAUGAAGAAAUUCCAAACCUGGCCGUGUAUCUCCUCUUCCUCCCGCUUCACCUCUCUCCCUCUUCCAAACCUAACCGCUCCCGAAUCAUCCGCCGCAUACUCCUCCCGUUCCGUCCGUCUCUGUUCCCGUCCACCGCCCUCUAAACCUUCUCCAUCCACCGCCGAACAAACCGAUUUCUCCUCCCUCCCGUACGACGUUCUAACCAAAAUCGCAGCCUCCUUCGACCAGCCGAACCUCCAAGCAGCGUCGCUCGUAUGUCGGUCAUGGUGCGAGGCCUUACAGCCGUUGAGAGAGGCGAUGGUGAUGCUUAUGUGGGGGAAACGGUUCAAACACGGAAAGCGAGGAGUUUGUCGGAAUACGGAGAAGGCGCUUGAUAUGUUCACGAAAGCCGCUGCUCGUGGCUCCGCUCUUGCGAUGGUGGAUGCUGGUCUUAUUUAUUGGGAGAGAGGAGAGAAGAUUAAGGCUCUUGAUUUGUAUCUCAUGGCUGCUCACCUUGGAAAUCCUUCUGCACAGUGUAAUUUGGGGAUUUCAUAUCUUCAAGUUGAACCUCCAAACACUGAGCAAGCUUUGAAAUGGUUAUAUAAAGCUUCCAAAGGUGGGAAUGUGCGUGCCCAAUACCAGCUUGCUCUUUGUCUUCAUCGAGAUGGUGGAAGUAGAAGCAAUAUAAGAGAAGCUGUUAAGUGGUAUAUGAAAGCUGCAGAAGGUGGGUAUGUGCGUGCUAUGUACAAUACAUCCUUAUGUUACUCUUUAGGGGAAGGCCUGACGCGCAAUCAUCAAUUAGCAAGAAAGUGGAUGAAGCGGGCUGCCGAUCGUGGUCAUAGUAAAGCUCAGUUUGAGCAUGGACUUGCUCUUUAUUCUGAUGGAGACAUGAUAAAGGCUUUGGUGUACUUGGAACUUGCUAACCGUGCUGGUGAAAAGGGUGCUGCUCAUGUCAAGAAUGUAAUUGUUCACCGCCUUUCUGCUGCUUCACAAAAUCAUGCCAUGCAUCUAGCUAAUAGUUGGCGGGCUUUGCCAUCAAAUUGAACUAAAUCUUGUAUAAUUUGUGAGCAAGCAGUAACAUUACUUUGGCCAUGCAUCAUACCGGUGAAGUCGAGAAAGAUUUCCUAAAACAGAAGGACAGGGAAAGCUGGAGUUGACCAAGCAACUACUUAUGUAUUAUACUGGUCCUGAUUAUAGUGGUCUUCCCGCAUCUAAUGUCUUAACUAUUUGUGCUUUGUUUAACAAAACAAAUCAAAGUGUAUCUCUAGAUAUGUUUCCUUCAAAAAAAAAGGCUAGAUUCAGAUCA
This is a messenger RNA of Vicia villosa (hairy vetch), 1366 nucleotides long. Its product is annotated as F-box protein At1g70590. The coding region runs from base 82 to 1104 and encodes 340 amino acids. Gene Ontology annotation, molecular function: protein binding. The transcript is spliced from 4 exons. NCBI's taxonomy places the organism in Eukaryota, Viridiplantae, Streptophyta, Magnoliopsida, Fabales, Fabaceae. The record is from RefSeq and is a predicted model, not a curated record.